Messenger RNA from Haemonchus placei, 1890 nucleotides. The record is from the annotation of a GenBank genome assembly. Lineage: Eukaryota; Metazoa; Nematoda; Chromadorea; Rhabditida; Trichostrongylidae.
AUGGCCGCAAUCAUCUGGGGAAACAAGAAAAUUCUGAGUCGCCGACGUGAAAUCACCAAGAGGGUAGCUGAACACCCAGAACUACAUGACCCUUAUAGUCAAGCGUAUAUGACGCGUUCAGAAAUCAUGGAACAUGCAGCUAGAAAGGUAUUGUGCNNNNUUGAUUUUAAAAUAUGUUUCAGUGAAGUCAUCGGAAUAUCGGGUUAUCCGCUAGCGCUUCAUGGGAUCAUGUUCAUACCCACACUUCAAGCUCAAUGUGCUGACGAUCAAAUGCAUUGGCUGGAGAAAGCGAUGACUAUGCAAAUCAUUGGAACCUAUGCUCAAACAGAACUUGGACAUGGGACAAAUCUCAAGAAACUGGAAACAACGGCGACUUAUGAUCCGAAAACGCAGGAGUUCGUGCUGCACAGCCCUACACGAACAUCAAUGAAAUGGUGGCCAGGAAAUCUUGGCAAAAGCGCCAACCAUGCUGUCGUAGUCGCCAAUCUUAUCAUCGAUGGGCGGAAUUAUGGUCCUCACAACUUCGUGGUACCACUGAGAGAUGCUGAAACUCAUAUGCCCUUCAGAGGGAUUACCAUCGGUGACAUCGGUCCAAAAAUGGCUUUUAAUGGAGUGGACAACGGUUUUCUUGCUUUUGAUCAUUAUCGAAUUCCUAGGAAUAAUAUGCUUAUGAAGCAUGUCAAGGUAACCCCCGAAGGCAAGUACGUCCCUCCGACUCACGCUAAAGUCGGCUACUCAGCCAUGGUUCACGUUCGUGCUCACAUGAUAUCAACACAGGCACAGUUUCUGGCUCAAGCACUCACCACUGCUAUACGGUACUCAGCAAUACGGCGACAAGGAGAAAUUCAACCCGGGUACGAAGUGAAGAUUCUGGAGUAUCAAACCCAGCAGCAUCGAUUAUUUCCACAACUGGCUCGUGCAUAUGCGUUCGUUUUCACCGGACAGGCCGUGAGGCUCAUCUUGCAACGGGUCCAGAAAGAUGUUGCCCGAGGAAAGGUCGACGAAAUGGCUGAGCUUCACUACAUCAGCUCAGGCCUCAAAGCGGUCGUCACGUAUCUGACCGGUCAAGGCAUCGAACAAGCCCGUAUGAGUUGUGGCGGCCAUGGAUACUCGAAGGCUUCCAACAUGUCGGAACUUUAUAGUGUGGCCAUUGGCGGUGCUACAUAUGAAGGAGAGAAUAUGGUCAUGCUCCAACAAUUGGCUAGGUACCUCAUUAAAUCCGCAGAGGCCGCUAAAAAUGGACGAGCCGUUGGGAAGCUUGUUGAUUACCUUGUGAGGUCCAGUGAGCAGCGUUCGGCAAUUGAUCGACAACCGGAUCACGAUUAUGCGGCUCAUCUGAAGGCGUUUGACAAGGCAGCCAAACUGCAAGUAAUGAAAGCCUACGAAAGGAUGCAAUCACUCAGAGCUCAGGGUCUCUCAGAAGAAGAAGCAUGGAACGCGAAUGCUGUGGAACUUAACCGGGCCGCCCGAGUUCACACCCGGCAGUAUAUUGCUCGGACGUUCGAUGAGCAUGUGAAGGCAGUCGUUCACGGACCUUGUCGGGAAGUGCUUUUGGAUCUGCUUCAUCUCCACCUCAACUAUGAAUUGCUUGAUAUGGCGUACUAUUUACUCGAAGAUGGCUACUUAUCAGGCCAACAAAUGGACUACAUGAAAGAAGACAUGUACCGACUUCUUGCUAGAUUACGCCCAAACAUUGUGUCACUCGUGGAUUCUUGGGAUUUCUCAGAUCAUGAACUUAGAUCGGUACUGGGACGACGAGACGGCCAUGUCUAUGAAAAUUUGUACAAAUGGGCGCAGGAAAGCGAACUCAACCGAACACAGGUACUACCAACAUUCGAGAAGUACCUCAAACCAAUGAUGAAGCAAGCUAGGGAGCAAAGCAAGCUGUAA